AUGGCCUUCAGCGUCCCGAAACUUUUCAUAUUUGCCGCCGUGCUUGCAUGUGCUUUCGUUGCGAAUGCUGGUCCGUUAUCUCGUCGCCAAGUCGGUAAUGCUCAAUGCAACAUCGACCGCCUCAAAUUCGUUGUCAACCUUCAGGAAACUUCUGACCAGAUCAAUAAGCUUGCCACCGAACUCGCAAACACGAAUUUCUCUUCUACCGUAGACAGCGCUCAGUCUGGCAUCGACGGUGCCUUCCAGGCGACUGAUGGUAUCGCCGACGCGAUCUUCAGCAACCAGACUGCUCCUCCUGAACUGAGGAAUCAGGUUGGCGGUAACCUUACCAUCGUUCUCAAGGCUCUGCUGAGCAUCAAUACCACGGAUCCGACCGCCUCUGCUACUCUUGAGAAUGCGAAGAGCUUCUUCCAGACUGCCGCUGAAGCGUCGAAUGACGUCGUCGAAGAUUGUCAUUGA
This is a messenger RNA of Heterobasidion irregulare TC 32-1, 459 nucleotides long. RefSeq lists its product as uncharacterized. The record is from RefSeq and is a predicted model, not a curated record. The transcript has 4 exons. The coding region runs from base 1 to 459 and encodes 152 amino acids. Lineage: Eukaryota; Fungi; Basidiomycota; Agaricomycetes; Russulales; Bondarzewiaceae.